UUGACCUGUUUUUCCUGUUUACCAACAACAUAGCUCUUGCUGUCUAUUCAGUAUUACAAGGUUUACAGAUGGUUGCCAUGGGAACAGCUCGUCAUGGUCAUGCAACUGUAGUGUUAGAGUGCCAUGAUCAUUGCAAGGAAAGUGAAUAUGGUGCUGUAGAGGUUGUGACCUUGAAACAUUCCUAUCCCUUGAAAGUCUUGGUACCAGAGCAUACUGGGAACCCAAAAUGCAAGUGGAUCUUUCCCAUUGUAUUUGGAGGGGGAUUGGUAGGAGGUGACAAUGUUGAAAUAGUAAUAGAAACCAAACCAAACACAUGUGGUCUACUCACUAGCCAAGAAUCUACAAAGGUCUACCAUUGUGAAGAUGAUCUGUUGACAACACAGAAGAUGAAUUAUAUCGUUGGUGAUAACUCCUUAUUGUGUGUUCUCCCUGAUUAUUGUGUGUGUUAUAAAGAUGCAAACUUUCUACAAACACAAAAUGUGCAGAUGACAGAAAGUGGAAACAUUAUAUUGUUAGAUUGGAUGACAUGUGGUAGAUCUGCUUUACAAGAACAGUGGCUGUUUAAAAGUUAUAAGAACAGUAUACAGAUAGAUGUAGGUUCUAACACAGUUUAUAAAGACAGCAUCCAUCUACAUGAUGUACCAGGAUUAAAGAUGAAAUCAUCUAUGAAAAAUUACCAGGUAAUGGGAACCUGUAUUAUCCUUGGAAAGAGAUUAAAAGAGAUUAGCAAUAGUUUAUGCAAACGUUACUCACAACCAGGAAAAUAUGGAGAAAGUGUAAAAACUGAUGUGAUCUGUACAGUCAGUGCUUUACAGAAAGGAGGGAUGUCGGGGGUUUAUUUAAGAUUCCUAGCCAUUAAUACAGCACAGGCUUAUACAGUGAUAAAAGAAAUAGUUGAACCUCUGCUUCCUUUGUUGGGUGCAAAUCCCUUCCAGAACAAAUAUGGAUGAUAUAUAUAUCCCAUGUCACAAGAGACUUAAUUGCUGCUCAAGAUUUGAUUGUCUUGCCAAGAACUUAACCAUUCAAAUAAGUUUAUUCGGAAUCGUCAUGUAUUUCUAAUCAACAUAUUUUUUUAUCAAAAUCAUGUGUAACUAUUCAAUCAAUCUUUUAUUUUACAUUUAUUCCAAUUUUAAGUUGUAUUUAUAAGUUCAGUAGGAGGGCAGAAAAAGGAUAAAUGCAAAGUUAGAAAAUUAUCUCCCCAUUACACCACCUAAUUUUUACAAUCAUAAAAAUGGAAGCCAUUAUAGGGAUGACGUGCAGUCAAUUUAGCUCUUGAAAACUGAUAAAUUUAUCCACAUAGCGUCAUUACAAUCCUUAUAUGCCAGUUGUAUUUUAAAAGACAAAUGUAUCUACUAGCUAUUGAUCAUCAUUAAAUGUACUUUUAUGCCUUUAGUCAACUUAAAACUAUUGUCUGAUCCUUUGUCAGGGAGAAUUUUCAAAAGUUCAAAAACAUUAAAAAAAAAUCUAAUUAAAUAUUUCAUGGAAGGACAGAAUAAAAAAUUUCAGAGGUUGAAGACUAAUAACCCUAGAUAACACAAACAAAAGAUGAGUUUUUUUAAGUAGCUGUAGCGGAGGGGGCAUUAAGUUUUACCCAUGUCCAUUUGUAUGUCUGUAUGUCACGAAUUUGGUUUCCGUUUUCUAACUUGGGUUGCCUCAACCAAAUGUUAUGAAAAAUAUACACAAUGCUUAUUACCACAAAACUCAGAUCAAGUACGAAUUUGGGUAGUAUCACUUUUACCGUUCUUGAGUUAUGUCCCUUUAUUACGUUAUAUGCAAGCGGGGGCAUCAUCUGUGUCCCAUGGACACAUUCCCCAUUUAUUUAGUCCUGUGAACUUUUAAUGUUAUUAUAUCAACCUGUAGCCUAAAUAUAUAGAAAUGUUAGAAUGUGAAGCGAGAUAAUGUAUCAAAUAUUUUUGCUUUAUACGUUUUCAAGACAAAAUAGUAAACUGAUACAUGGCCUCAACAUAAAAAGGAGUACUUGACUUUCUCUUUUCGAUGAAAUUAUUGCCCAUUUUUAAGAUAUUUCCCAAACAUUCUGUCUACGUGGCAGAGAAGAUAAUGCUUUAAAAAGAUUCAUCUUUUAUCUUUCUGUGGAAAUGUUUUUGAUUGAAUUUAUGCUUAUGCACAAUAAAGGUCCACAUGUAUUUGUGGUCCUGUGUAUUGGAGAAUGUGAAAUAAAAAAGAGAUUUCACUAUGAAUGAAACAUACUUGUUAUUGUAAUAGUGCAUAUUUAACUCUUUGCAUUAAACAGUGUAAGUUAUGUUCUAAACGUAAGAAAACAUGAAAUCGAAAAUGUGGCAAACGUGUUGCAUGAAAAUGACACUUUAAUUACCACACAUUCAGCUGUUUCUACAUCAGGUGACACAAUGUAAGCAAAACAUAACUUGACCAUUGGUCUAAAGUAAUCAUGUGAAUGUUCUCUCAUAUAUAAGUUUAAAUUUACGACCAUGCUGUAUUCUUUUUAUCUUGAAGUUUAUUUCAUUUAAACUCAUCACUAUGAACAUACAAGACAUCCAUAGUUAUAUAUGAUAAUAAUCAAGAUAUCCAUUAGCAAAGCACUGCAUUAUACGUUUAUUUAUAUUAUUUUAUUAACUUUGUAUAUAGGUAAAUAUAUGCAUUUAUUAUUUAUUUUAUAUCACUCUUAUGAACAAUAUUAAUUUACCUUUUGUUUUAUAUACAAUUUGUUAACAAAUAAAAAUGAAAUAUCAGGUUGAAAAA
This is a messenger RNA of Mytilus californianus (California mussel), 2718 nucleotides long. RefSeq lists its product as uncharacterized. The coding region runs from base 69 to 950 and encodes 293 amino acids. The record is from RefSeq and is a predicted model, not a curated record. The transcript has 9 exons. NCBI's taxonomy places the organism in Eukaryota, Metazoa, Mollusca, Bivalvia, Mytilida, Mytilidae. Gene Ontology annotation, molecular function: nickel cation binding.